Molecule: messenger RNA, 1536 nt
Organism: Naegleria lovaniensis
Lineage: Eukaryota; Heterolobosea; Eutetramitea; Acrasida; Naegleriidae
Exons: 2
Coding region: 1-1536 (511 amino acids)
Biological process (GO): rRNA base methylation; tRNA methylation
Molecular function (GO): iron-sulfur cluster binding; RNA methyltransferase activity
Source: RefSeq, a predicted model, not a curated record
AUGUUAAAAAAGAAUUUUCACCGUUUCUUUGGACGUAUCCUCGACACGCACAAUGAUCAUCAUGGUUCCUUCUCUCCCUCACAAAUUUUUUCAUCAUCAUUCACCCAUUCGAAACCUUUUAAAACAUAUUCAAAAAACAAUUUAUUUCAACAUAAAGGUUCCGAAAAUGAAUUACAACAUGACCACACUCCUUCCGAAAUGCAUUUAAAUAAUAAUAUGAAUCAUUCCAAUCAUUUAAAUUAUUCUUCAAGUAACUCUCAACAUGAUGAUUCGAAUAUUUUCUCUUCAUCAACACUGGAUAACAAAAAUUCAUCCAUCACCACAAGUAAGAAAAAUCUCAUUGGACUCACAUUGCAAGAACUCAUAGAUACACUUUCCGAAAGUAUUCCCUCUAUCACACCACACAAAGCCACUCGAAUUUUUUCACACAUGUACACACAGGGUCAAACAAGUUUUCAUGACAUGAAAGUGACCAUUACGAAACGAGAAAUGGACGAACUGUCAGAAAAAUUUGAAAUUCGGUAUCCCAUGAGUGUAUGUGCAGAAACUAUUAGCUCUCUCGAUAAAACUAGAAAAUAUUUAUUUGAUUUGCAUGAAGAUGAGAGAAAAGUAGAAGGAGUGGUCAUGCAUUUUCCAGAAAAGGAAAGAAUUACCAUGUGUGUGUCGAGUCAAGUUGGAUGCAGUAUGAAUUGUAGUUUUUGUCAUACUGGAUCUCAGAAAUUAGAACGAAAUUUGACAGCGGCUGAAAUUGUGGGUCAAGUCAUGCUUGCAAAACAAAAGUAUCAUAACUUUCCUCUUCAUGCUUACUCGUUGCCAAUUCAGACAGAGAAGGAUCGAGAGAAGAGAAGGAAUUAUAAUGAAAAUGCUGUUUCAAAUGUGAUAUCAGUACCUGAUCAAAUGGAGAGAAUUACACAUAUUGUUUUUAUGGGUCAAGGAGAACCAUUAUACAAUCACAAGAAUGUUUUUAAGGCUGUGAAAAUUCUUAAUGAACAACACGGACUCAACAUUUCUCGAAAACGUAUUGGAAUUUCUACAUGUGGCGUUGUGCCCAUCAUGAGACGUGUCGUGACAGAACUCGGUGUCGAUUUAUUAAUUUCUCUUCAUGCCACCUACAAUGAUUUACGCGAUGUUUUAGUUCCUAUUAACAAGACCUAUCCAUUGGAACAUUUAUUUGAAACUCUUCGAGAAAUGAUUCUAAAUAAGGAACUCGAUCGAAAAGUGACUUUUGAAUAUGUCAUGCUUCGUGGUGUGAAUGAUUCAAUUUCUGAAGCUCAUCGACUGGUGGAAUUGGUCAAAGGUAUAACAUGUGCCUUUCAUUUGAUUGAAUUUAAUACAUGGCCUGGUGCUCCCUAUGAAUGUUCGACAUCAGAGACGAUUGAUGCAUUUGGAGCAGUUCUGAGAAAUGCAGGUAUUCGAACUGGUGUGAGAAGAUCGAAAGGAAAAGACAUUCAAGCUGCGUGUGGACAAUUGAAAACUUCAGAAUUUGUGAAAAGUAGAAGGGCUGAACAGUUAAGAAGAGUCUCAGCUCAACUGUAA